ACAGCUGGUAUAUUUAAUGAUUUUCCUUCGCAUUAUGUGCAGUUGAAAGAGAAAAGCAAAACAUUUGCCGUGGCCGUAUGCCUGGUUGGCGUUUAUUUGUAACAAAUCGUAAGCCUGAUAGCGUCGUAGUAAAUUUUUCAAGCACAAAAAUGAAACUGCCCGAGGAAUAGUAUCAUCGAAAAUCGAUGUUCCCAGAACGGAGGUAGGACAGUAAAAUGGUGAAGCCAAUUCCGAUGGAAGAAAAACUAAAAUACUCGCUUCUGCGAGAUUUGAAUGACACUCAGAGUAUAUGGACCAGGAAUGAGAAACGGACAUGGUUCCUAACGUUGCUUGUAGGAACAUGCAUGCUAUACUCGACCCGUACGACGAUGCCUCUUCUAGUUCCAGCCGUAGCAUCAGAGCGCAAAUGGAGUAAAACGGACUCAGGCACAGUGUUGAGCUCAUUCUUUUGGGGGUACACUCUAACCCAAGUGCUCGGAGGCUAUCUUAGCGACAAAUUUGGAGGCCAGAGAGUGAUAUUACUUGCUGCCAUUGGAUGGUCAUUAAUCACAUUCUGGAUGCCAAAUAUAAUUACGUCUGCCUCGUAUCUAUCGAGCUACUCAAUACCGUUCAUUGUUUCGGUACGAAUCGUUAAUGGAGCCUGUCAGGGUAUCCAUUUUCCUAGCAUGAUUAGCAUCACUAGUCAGAAUCUGAGUGCAAAUGAACGAACUAGUUUCUUCAGCAUCCUAACAUCCGGCUCAGCGCUUGGAACGUUGCUAACUGGAAUUCUAGGCUCGUUUAUCUUGGACUAUUUUGGAUGGCCAACGGUGUUCCGGGUGAUUGGCUUUCUAGGGCUCUCUUGGACCCUUUUCUUACGUUACUACACAAUGUCUUCCGAUCGCAAUCGGAUCAUUAACAUCUCUCAGCCUAGUAGGAUAUGUUCGAAACUAGGUUCCACUGAGGCCGUCCCGUGGCUUAGAUUGUUCGGGAGAGCGUCAUUUUGGGCCUGUGUUCUAGCACAUGCCUGUGAAAUGAACUGUUUCUUCGUGUUACUUUCCUGGUUACCGACAUAUUUUCAUGAAAAUUUUCCACUGGCAAAGGGAUGGGUGGUAAACAUGAUUCCAUGGCUGGCACUACCGCCGGUAACUUUUUUCGGUAAAAUUCUUACCGAGAAAUUAAUUGCCAAACAAUGGCCAUUGAUUCGAAUCAGAAAGCUGGUGCAGAGCAUUUGUUUUCUUGGACAAAAUGUUGCUCUUUUUAUGAUGUGUCAUACACAGGAGUUCAACAUCGCGCUGACAUGCAUGUCAAUUAUUAUUGGUCUCUCAGGACUCCACAAUAACGCGGUUACUGUGAAUCCACAAGAUCUCGCGCCAAACCACUCGGGUAGCGUGUUCGGUCUGAUGAAUACUGUGGGUGCGAUUCCAGGGUUCCUAGGAGUAUACCUGGCAGGUCAUAUUCUAGAGCUAACACAGAGCUGGUCAGCAGUAUUCAGCACGGCCGCGGCAAUCAACACUGUUGGUUGGUUUUUAUUUACAAUCUUCGGUGCUACGGAGCCAAUUGUGUAGAAUCAACCAAAUGGGAUACAUAACUACUUCUUUUUUUACUUCAUUUAGACGCAACCAAUUUCUGUGACUCAUUCCUAGCUGAAAUUAUACCAAAUCGGGUCCGGUCAAUUUGUGUCGGAUUCUACUCAUAUGAAAUUUGUUUGAGUAAUCACGCGAACGUAAGAUAAAAUGUAUUCGGCGGUUACUAGAAGGGAAAAUAAAUAUCAUCACAAUUCUAAAUGUUA
Messenger RNA from Malaya genurostris, 1768 nucleotides. It is a transcript of the gene MFS18, whose product is annotated as voltage-gated purine nucleotide uniporter SLC17A9. NCBI's taxonomy places the organism in Eukaryota, Metazoa, Arthropoda, Insecta, Diptera, Culicidae. The transcript has 4 exons. Gene Ontology annotation, molecular function: transmembrane transporter activity. The record is from RefSeq and is a predicted model, not a curated record. Gene Ontology annotation, biological process: transmembrane transport. The coding region runs from base 216 to 1544 and encodes 442 amino acids.